Molecule: messenger RNA, 4400 nt
Organism: Leguminivora glycinivorella
Lineage: Eukaryota; Metazoa; Arthropoda; Insecta; Lepidoptera; Tortricidae
Product: UNC93-like protein
Exons: 9
Coding region: 355-1998 (547 amino acids)
Biological process (GO): regulation of potassium ion transport; regulation of muscle contraction
Cellular component (GO): striated muscle dense body; plasma membrane
Molecular function (GO): potassium channel regulator activity
Source: RefSeq, a predicted model, not a curated record
AGCUGGCGCGGGGUGCGCUGGCGCUCUUUUAAGCGGCCCCCUCGCGUCGCGGCCUCCAGUCUCAGCACCGUCCGACGUCCGCGCACACGUACCCGCGCAGGCGCACUCGCGAGUGUCCAGUGACAAGCUGCCUUUCUCUCACGCAGUGCUAUCGUGUUCGACGUGAAUGCUAAACCGGACUUUGAAAACACAAAAAUCACUCGGAAUUUUUGAUAAGGUCGAGAACCAAGGACAAACUUAGUGUCGUAGACGUCGUAGUGGUCUAUGCCGCCCGCCAGCAGCCGGGAGAGGCGCUUCGAUCCUGUCCAUCACACGCCACCAAGCGACCACGUAGGCUGCAAGCGAUAACCCGGUAUGACGGCCACACACGGAGGGGGACGUGAAGAUGACCGCCCCGACAAGGACUCGGUGUACACGCUCAAGACCGGCUUCAAGAACGACGGCUACCAGCACGACAAAGACAACGACGACAUCGUCAAACCCCCGCCACUACCCAUAGAAGACGAAAACUACCCGUCAGGAAAAGUUAAACUAUCAAGAAACGAGAAAUGGAGAAUACUGAAGAACGUGGCGGCGGUGAGCGCCGCCUUCAUGGUGCAAUUCACCGCUUUCCAAGGGACGGCCAAUCUACAGUCGUCCAUCAACGCAAAGGACGGGCUGGGCACGGUAUCACUAAGUUCCAUUUACGCGGCGCUCGUCGUGUCCUGUAUAUUUGUUCCCACCUUCCUAAUCAAGAGGCUAACUGUGAAAUGGACCCUGUGUUUGUCCAUGAUGUGCUACGCGCCGUACAUCGCGGCGCAGUUCUACCCGGCCUUCUACACGCUAGUGCCGGCCGGGGUGGUGGUGGGCAUGGGCGCGGCGCCCAUGUGGACGUCCAAGGCCACCUACCUCACGCAGGCCGGCAGCGUCUACGCGAAGCUGACGGAUCAAGCUGUCGAUGGCAUCAUCGUGCGAUUCUUCGGCUUCUUCUUUCUCGCUUGGCAAACCGCUGAGCUUUGGGGAAAUUUGAUCUCAAGUUUGGUGUUCUCAUCGGGCGUCCACAGCUCGAACGGCACCACGGAGAACAACACCAAGACCCUGCUGACUUGCGGGGCCAACUUCUGCAUGGUCGGCGGCGGGCAGCACGAGAACCAGAACCUGCACCGACCACCCGACAGCGAGAUCUACGAGAUCAGCGCCAUCUACCUGGCGUGCGUCGUGGUCGCCGUGCUCAUGGUCGCGCUGCUGGUCGACCCGCUCUCCAGAUACGGUGAGAAGCAGAGGAAGGCCGACCCGGCCAAGGAGCUGUCAGGCAUCCAGCUGCUGUCGGCCACGGCCUACCAGCUCAAGAAGCCCAACCAGCAGCUGCUCAUUCCCAUCACGCUGUGGAUCGGCAUGGAGCAGGCGUUCAUCGGAGCAGACUACACUCAGGCCUACGUAUCGUGCGCCCUCGGCAUCCGCUCCAUCGGCUACGUGAUGAUCUGCUUCGGCGUGGUGAACGCCAUCUGCUCGCUCGUGUUCGGCUCGGCCAUGAAGUACAUCGGCAGGUUCCCGAUCCUCGUGAUGGGCGCCGCACUGCACCUGGGGCUGAUCGUGUGGCUGCUCAUCUGGCGGCCGAACCCCGAGACCCCCUCCACGUUCUUCGUGAUCUCCGGCCUGUGGGGCGUGGGCGACGCCGUGUGGCAGACGCAGGUUAACGGACUGUACGGCGUGCUGUUCAGGCGCAACAAGGAGGCGGCCUUCUCCAACUUCAGGCUGUGGGAGAGCGCCGGGUUCGUGGUGGCGUAUGCCUACUCCACGCACCUCUGCGCGCGCAUGAAGCUCUACGUCAUGAUGGUCGUGCUGCUCAUCGGCUUCUGCGGGUACAUCGUCGUCGAGAUCCUGCACAAGAGAAAGGCUCGUCGCCUGAAGGCAAUCGCCGAGGACCCGGCCGUGGCCGCCGAGGCCGCCAAGCAGCCUCCCGAAGAGGACGACGAGAAGGACGAAAUCGACGACGAGAUCGUCAUCACGCACCUGUGAGCGCCCCGAGAAACCCAUCAAGCCCUGGGGAACAUAUCUGUCCACACAUCGAAUGCAGGGGGCGGCUAAAUUUUUAAACAUCGCGCCGAGGGGCGCGAAUACUCGACCUUCCGGUUUAAAAGAAAAUUUAAAAGCCAUCUUUAAGCUUCUUGCCGCCUCCGAGGAUCAAAAACGGGCGACUUGGUUUUUAAAUCACCUCCGGUAGAAAAUAAACGUGUGACGACAUAUGCCCAAGGUUACUUUUAUGGACAAAUUUACUUCUCAAGGCAAAAAUGGACAGUUUCAAGGUGCUAAUCGACACGGACCAAAAGGACUCCACACAAAUUUUUACAAAUAUUAGGUUUAACCGUAGGGUGGUACAAUUGACUAUCUGAGACAUGGAUACUCAACAUGCAUCCUCAUUCCGUUUUAUUGCCUUCAUUUGACGAAUAGUUUUGGAGACUUUCAUCUUAUAUACUAUACAGUGAAAUCAUUAGGCACUAAAAAUUAGUUUAAUGGAAUGGCCCUAAUAAUUAAACUGCGAGUGCCAUGCCCGGCAAGUAAUAGAAUUUAUAGUAAGAAGGAAUAUGAUUUUUCUAUAUUUUAUACAAAACUAGGAAUUUUAUAUACACAGUCCGAUUAUUUGGUCCGUCAGUUAAGGACGAGCUGUAUUUAAACUCGAAUUUAUUUAGAAUUAUUUAUAUUUCCAAUAGAUGAAUGUUGAUGAGUAUUAAAAAGUACAAAUUUUCUUCAUUCCGGAUUCGACGGAAUCGGAAACAUCACAAGUGCCAGCGCAAGCAUUUACAAUACCACCACAGGGGUCAUGUCUACUUAUUGUUGAGUUGUACACGACUAUCACUCCAGUGAGCCUCCGGCUCCUGGAAUAUGUUGUCAAAAAUUACUCUCAAAAUAAUUAUAGAACGGCUCGAACCAUUUGUUUAUUAGAAAAAUAUAAAAAUUCUGUUAUCGACUAUGUAAUGCAGAUUAUAAAUAUUUGAGAGCAGCUGUUCAGUGGUCCGGCACAAUGGGUUGCUGAUUGCGAGCGAGCACAGCCAACUGUGUUGACAGUUCGUGCGUAAUUGCGCGCUUUAUUCUUCUGUUCCAAUGACUGUGGUCUGUAAUCGACUCUUUGACGUGUUUUGUAAGUAGGUAACGAAACAAUAACAAGUGGGUGCGAGCUCGAAACACUUCCACCUGCAGGAAGUGACGAGCAUCGCUUUCUUCUAUUGUUGAGUAUUAUUUGUAUUUUACUUGGAUCAUGCUCAUAUGAGGUGGCUUUACUCGUAUUAUAUUAAAUAUGGAUUAUUUGACUUUAUAAUAUAUUAUUUUAUUUAAAUUGUAUCAUUGAUAAUGUUACUUCUAAAUACGAAUGAAGCAAUACGAUAAAGACUGCUCAAUUCGUUCCAAUUAAAAAGCGAUUUUAUAUUACAUUAUUGUUUCCACAAUUAUACUGUAAUAAUAUAUUAUAUUUCCAGAUAAGGAUUUAGAAGCGAAAGCAUUGAUUCCAAUAAUAUACAAUCUAUAGCUCCAUUAAUGUAAUGUUAAGUUAUGUAGGUAAGAUUGUUGAUAUUAUUUUUAAUUAUUUUUGAUAAUAUCGUGAGACAGGUUUUCGUGUACAGAAAUAUGUCAAUCGUAGAAGACUCAGGCGGCGUUGUAAGAGCGGCUCGGGUCCUAUUGUAGGUACUUAGAUCAAAUAAAUUAAUUAUGUAAUCCUUACAAGCAUAUAAAUACUUAGGUAGGUACUUAAGUUUGUUCGUAUGUUUUGUGAGCAACUUACAGCGCUCUAUAGGACAAUCCCUAUGUUUUUGACCGAAGUAAAGAGCCUGUGCAAGUGUGCAUGGAACCAUAGGUUCCCAUUUGUUGCUGAACUUUAAUAUACAUCCCAAGUGCCUAAAAGGCCAAUAAACAACACAUAUCAAUACAAGAAUGGUCACAAUUUGAAACGAAAUUUAAAAAAUGUUAAUAAAUGUUACGUAUGUAUUAUCUAAAAGUCAAUGCAAUAAGUAGUAGGUACUUGUUAGGCAUGUGAUAUUUAAAUGUUGAAAUGUAUUGUGACAUUUGUGACCACUUACGAUUUAGACGUCAAUUGGCGAAAUUGAUCGAAGUUUGUAAGAUUUAUAUAAAUUGUCUUCUUGGCCUACACAGCUUUAUAUAAUUUAAUUUAUAAUAAAAUUAUAUUAUAUAGUACGACGAGGUGUGUACCGAUUGCUAGGGUAACUAAACCACGUGAUAAUUACAGUAAAAUGUAUAAAUAUAAGCAUAUUAUUAUUUUAAUGUAAAUUUAAAUUAGAAAUAGACUAUAAUAUAAAUAAAAUUGCUCUAUUUUUGAGAUAACCAUAAUUAUUUGUUUGAUUAAAUAUUAUGUUAUAUUAUUAACGAUGUGAAUGAGUUUGUGAUGAAAAUAAACAUAGAAAUUGUUUGGU